UUAGGAAUUUUGGGGGUUCUAUCUUUAAAACUGGGAAAAACGAAUAUAAGGGUGGCCGAGGAAGAAUCGGCUCAAGAGAUUCAUAUCCCGGCCGAUAUAGAUUGGGAAAUGCUCGAUAAAUCCAAGUUUUUCUUCUUAGGUGCAGCUCUGUUCUCAGGUGUUUCAGCCACCCUUUACCCUGUAGUUUUGGUUAAAACGAAGCAACAAGUGGUUCAAUCUCAACUUUCUGGUAUCCGAACCGCCUUUUCCAUCGUUAAACACGAAGGUUUGAGGGCUUUAUACCGCGGAUUCGGUACUUCUUUAAUGGGGACAAUCCCGGCUCGAGCUCUUUACAUGGCAGCUCUUGAGGUUACCAAAAGUAAUGUAGGCAGUGCCACGGUUAACUUGGGUGUUCCCGAACCAACCGCGGCGGCAAUUGCUAACGCUGCUGCCGGAUUAAGCGCUGCAAUGGCUGCACAGCUUGUUUGGACCCCGGUCGAUGUGGUCAGCCAGAGGUUAAUGGUUCAAGGAACCCACCCGUGCUGCAGUUCACCUAGUAGAUAUGUGAAUGGGAUCGAUGCGUUUAGGAAAAUAGUUAGAACGGAUGGUCCGAAGGGGUUGUACAGAGGCUUUGGGAUAUCGAUUUUAACGUAUGCUCCAUCGAAUGCAGUGUGGUGGGCAUCUUAUUCGGUCGCUCAGAGGCUCGUUUGGGGAGGCAUCGGACGCUACAUUUGGAAGAAAGAUGAUGAGAGUAAUAAUAGUAACAAGAUUAAGCCGGAUACGAAGACGGUAAUGGCUGUUCAGGGAAUAAGUGCGGCCAUGGCCGGAGGGGUAUCAGCUUUGAUUACAAUGCCACUGGACACGAUCAAGACUAGACUGCAAGUCCUGGAUGGGGAAGAGAAUGGGAGGCGUGGACCCACAGUUGGCCAAACUGUUCGGAAUCUGAUUAAAGAAGGUGGAUGGUCGGCUUGUUAUAGAGGGCUAGGGCCCAGGUGGGCGUCUAUGUCCAUGUCUGCAACAACGAUUAUCACUACUUAUGAGUUCUUGAAACGGCUCUCAGCUAAGAACCAGGAUAGCUUGAUGUAAUCGUUUCUUUCUUCUUUCUGGGUUCUCUUUCAUCUUUGCCUAAAUCACGUUCCUUCUUUCUCAGUUAGCCUGCUGGUGAAUGUAAAUCUGGGUGCAACUUCUUUUUAAUCUGAAAUAUGAAUCUUUAUUUCUUUUC
This is a messenger RNA of Hibiscus syriacus, 1201 nucleotides long. Its product is annotated as solute carrier family 25 member 44-like. Gene Ontology annotation, biological process: transmembrane transport. The record is from RefSeq and is a predicted model, not a curated record. Lineage: Eukaryota; Viridiplantae; Streptophyta; Magnoliopsida; Malvales; Malvaceae. The annotation marks the transcript as partial. The transcript has a single exon.